Molecule: messenger RNA, 1321 nt
Organism: Brassicogethes aeneus
Lineage: Eukaryota; Metazoa; Arthropoda; Insecta; Coleoptera; Nitidulidae
Source: the annotation of a GenBank genome assembly
CCGGGUUUCAGCAGUGUCGCCAACACAACCAAUGUUUGACAGACGUCACCUUUAUUGUUAUUUACAAGUUGGUGUAGAUUAUUCUUUGCUAAUUUUAAGUAUUUAUUACAUAAAAAACAUGUGUUUAGUAUGGAAACAAUAAUAUUCUAAUUCGAAAUGAACGAGGAAAACGGUGUUAAUUUUAUUGAUGAAACAGUAAUAUGGUAUCUGUGCAAACAAAUAUAAGACUCAUUUCAUCCUAUACAGUAUUCUGGAAUAAUAUGAUGAAGUAAAUUUAAAAACUUAAUUUUGCGAACGUUUUCGAAGUAAUCUAAUCAAAAGGAAAGGGAUGAUGCACUCAAGGGAAAACAACAAGUCAAUGAAAAAACGAGCUGUGCGAUUUGGAAACGUGACAGAGCUGUCGUUUCCAAGGCAACAGGGCCACAGUUGUAUUCCAAGCAAAGGCGAUUUGACGUUGGGAAUGGCCAAAAGACAUUGCAGCAUUGAUCACUUCACGAUAGACGAUUACGAGAAGAAAAAGUUGCAUCGAGUCUAUCGUGAAAAAUUCAACAUAUCUAGUCAUAAUAACCAGCUCUUCUGUGAUAAGUCUUCCAUGUUCAUGCAAUCGCCGCAGUGUCUGCAGCCGAUUGGAAUCAAUGAACGUUUGUUGCUUUUAAAGGAGGCCGGAGUCGAGGAUAUCGACGACGAAGAGAAAGACGACUGCAACUUCAUAAGAAAUUCGAGAGAAAUUUGUGGCUGUGAGUGUCGCGAUUACUGCGACCCCGACGUUUGCUCGUGCAUUUUGGCCGAAAUACCUUGUCAAAUCGAACGCGCGAAUUUCCCUUGCGGCUGCACGACCGACAAUUGCAAAAACCCGAACGGCUGCAACAUCUACAACCUCACCAAAGUACAAACGCACUAUCACAGAACCAUAAAAAAACUCAAAGGCAACAAAUAAUUUUUUAUUUAGUUAUUUAUUUAUUUAUUGAUUUUUGCUGUAUCCAGGACAUUAUUUGUUUUUUUUUACUCCAAGUAAAAAAAAACAAUAUCCAUCCUGUAGAUCUACAAGUUAAAGCAUUUUUUUUUAUAUAUAAAACUUGAUUUGCGGGUUUUUAUUGAAUUGAAAAAAGGUAGGAAUUGAAAAUUUCACAUGAGGAUUAUUAGAGUGUCUAAAAAAUACCGACUAUUUUUUUUUCAAAGAACAUUAAAAAAUCGUCAGAGUAUCUCUAGAAAACCACCCUGUGAAAAUAUGAGCUCUUAAUACACUCACAGGCAAAAUAAUCAAUCCACACAAAUUUUCGAUGAGCUUCAAUCGCAAAUAACUUUUUUAUUUGAUGUCGGA